AUGGCUAACGAAAAAAUGUCAACAUCAGAAAGCAAAGAUAAAAAAGGAGAGAAUACAAGCUAAUAGCAAAAGAGUGCAGUAUUGCCUUAAGAAAUCAAUAAAAAUUUGCUACUUAUGAAUUAUGUAUACGAUAACUCCUUAGAAUAAAUUCGCAAAAUGGAUUUAAAACAAAUGAAUUUAAAUUAUUUAGAAGAAUUUAAGCACAUUCCUUUGGACAAUCGCAUUUCUCCGCUUAUUUUAGCUUGCUAUCUUGGACGUUGCGAAAUUGUCAAGACUUUGUGUAUUAAUACAUCAAUAAAUAUAGAUUUAUGUAGCGAUGAUAUAGGUUUUACAGCUCUGAGCGCUGCAUGUAUGAGUGGCUUUUAUGAAAUAGCAGAGUUUUUAAUUAAAAGAGGAGCUAAUGUUAAUAAAAAAAAUAGCCUUGGAUAAACACCUUUUUAUCACUGCUUUGCUCGUUUAGAAGAAGAAAGCAACUACUUUGAAAACAAAAGACUGUGUCUAAAAUUGGCAGACCUAUUACUUGACAAUGGUGCUAAUAUUGAUGAAGUUAUUAAUGAGAAGAAAGGUUAUACAAUGUUAAUGGUAUUCUGCUCAGUGAAAGUAAAAUUAAAUCCAAGAGAGAUGGAGGUAAAUAAGUCGUGCAUAAAAUAUUUAAUAGAAAAUGGAGCUAAUUAAGCUAAACUAAGUAAAAAGGGAAAAUCUAUUUUUUAGUUACUUGAAAAACAUCAAAAUUAAGAAUAAAUCAUUUCUUUGAUGAAAAAUUCAACAGUAAAAAGACUGAAGAGUGAGUCUGAUUUAGAUAAACAGUAAAUUUCUACUGAUACUACUUCCAAAGAAGGUACAAAGAAAUCAUAUGCUAAAGUGAAAAUUGAAGAAGAAGCUUGUAAAAUGGAAGGAAUAACAAGAGAAUCCUCAACUUGUUGUAGCAUUUUUUCAUUUUUUUGA
Molecule: messenger RNA, 945 nt
Organism: Tetrahymena thermophila SB210
Lineage: Eukaryota; Ciliophora; Oligohymenophorea; Hymenostomatida; Tetrahymenidae
Product: ankyrin repeat protein
Exons: 1
Molecular function (GO): protein binding
Source: RefSeq, a predicted model, not a curated record